AUGCCAGGACGGCCGAAAUCCACGGUAUGGCACCUACCCAAGCCCACGUCGCACCCCCUGCGAUCGUAUAUCCGCGUCCGCAUCCCCCACGCGAUCAACACGCUGACGGGACUGCCCACCCGAAACCAAGGCGCACGCCAACCGGGCCCCCCCGGGCGGAACGGCCUACCGAGCCCACCCUUCCUCCCACCCCAUUUCCUCUUCCAUCUCCCAUACACAGCUCCCACCCCCAUCCAACUCCUCUCCCUUUCACUCUCCUUAGGCUAUCCGUUUAACACCACUCCCGACUCCCCACUGCGACUCAGCUCAUAUGUCAUCAGAUCGCCCCUACCUAUCGCACACCGACCUAACGAAGAGAACCCAAACCUCAAACAAAGCCAACCCACAGUAAGCCCCAAACAAACGAACCUCGCACGUCUCUCCGCUCAUUCUUCUUCCGCCCCGACCUCGAGUCCCUCCCCCAACAAGCUUCCCUCUCAGCCGUCCCUACAAGCGGCGACCAGUCCACAAACUUCCUCCAUCCCUCACUCCCCGACCCUCCCCCCGCUCAGCAACACCAAUCACCUACAAACCCUACCAGGUCAACUGCCAAUAGACACCCGACACCAUGAGGGCACCACAAACGUUACCAAAUCCGCGGUCAAACUAAGGUGGAAGCCCCAAAUUAGGCCGCAGAAAACAGCGCCCCUUCAACAUAAGCCAGAGGGUCACCAGCCCUCCAUCCCCCCGAUCCCCGUACGAAUCUCUCCCCGCCCCAAACAACCACCCAGCCCCACACCCACCCCUCCCUUUCCAGGCCACCUCCCCACUCCCUCUCCUCUCGCCGGGAACGCCUCCGGUCUCUCCACUCCGCCACCCCCACCGCGGCCCCGCAUCUCCUCCCCGUCAGGCCCACCGCGACCCCGGCAUCCCCCCCUCCUCAUACCCACUCCACUGAGCCGUCCGCGCCCAAGAACCGUCGCCCGUCGCCGCCUCCUCCGGCUCGGGAAGCCAUCCUCGCUCUCGGAACGUCCGCCCAGGACCGACCCCCCCCCCUCUCCAGCCCAGCGAAACUCGAAACUCUACACAUCAUCCCCUCCUCAAACCACCAACACCGAUCUCCGCUCCUCACUCUUCCCCCUUCUCGCCGCCCCGCCUCCAUUCUCGCCCCCCCCAGCCCCCAGACCCGGUGACUGGACGGACGCCCCCCACCACCCACGGCUCCCACUCCGCCCACGCCACCACCAACAUCGCCAUCACUCCAUCUCCGCCCAUCAUGAUCAUCCGGACUCGACUUCCCCUCUCUCCCCCCUCGACGCACAAGCCGCACCUCCCAGCGCCUAUCCAAAAACACGCCCUCCACCCUCGAUCAACCCACCCACAAAACAAGAGUUACCGCACCUCGUCGGUGCCCCCACUAUCAGCCUCCGCCUCAUUUCGUGCCCCGGCACAACCCCUGGCGCCCGCACCCCACACCGAAAUCAAGCGCGCCCCGGCACCACAGGCCCCCCCAAACGACAGGCUCUAGAUCCGCACGCCCACAGCGCCUCAACACCGCCCCCGAACCUCACACCAUUCGAUCUCCCGCGGCGGCGCGACAGCCUCACCUCCCUGCGGCGCAAUCAGCUCUCCCGCGACACCUCCGAACACCAGAACGCCACUCUCUCCCGCGACGAGGCCACACGCACCCCCAUACUGGCCCAACGUCCCCGACCAAAAGAUACCCACUGGACCCCACUCUACGGCACCGAACGCCCCUCGACUCUCUAUCAAACAACCCAACGCCCCCGCCUCCUCACUCGCCACCACCCACAGCUCCGCAGACCCCCCCCACACGUUAUCCCUUCCUCACCUGGACUUCACCUUCCUAAAACAUCCCCGCCGGACACCCUCACCAUCACCAGGCGCAAAAAUCGCCACGCUCAACGCGAUCCAAUAAGAGGAGCUUCGACGCCAUCAUCCCAACGCCUGCCGGCCGGGCACGCACUCCAAGAGAGGGAUGCGCAACAGCCACACCCGGUGGGAAAACCCGCACCCCACGAAUUCUCGUUAGGACAAACCACCCCGGUCUCUAGCCCGCAACCCGCCCCCGACCCCACCCCAGCGACCAAACUGUUCCGAACAACAUCCCCACUACAUCGCAACCAGUCACCACCACAUAUCCUUCUCUAG
Messenger RNA from Knipowitschia caucasica, 2151 nucleotides. NCBI's taxonomy places the organism in Eukaryota, Metazoa, Chordata, Actinopteri, Gobiiformes, Gobiidae. The record is from the annotation of a GenBank genome assembly.